AUGGCGGACGUUGAGACCGAUCUCCGAGCGCGCUGGCGCGCGGCGACGAGCGCCGAGACGCCCUACGCGCGCGUCGUCUUCGACACCGCUCUCGCGCGCGCGGUGCGCGACCACGACAACUGGCGCGCGCUGUCCGAGGCUGCGGUGCGCGACGACGGCGACAUCGACGAAAGUUUUCGAGUCGCCUUCAAGCGCUACUUCGUCACCGAUUACGUCUUCGUGGAAGAUUUCAUCGACCUGCUCGCGCGCGCGCUCGCCUCGGCGCCGACGUUCGCGAUCAAGGCGCGACUCGGGACGUUUUUGAACCAACUGCUCGAGGGCGAGGCGACGCUGUUUCGCGAGUCGUUGCGCGCGCUGUGGAACAUCGACGCGGACGACGCGGCGUCCGUGCGAGCGAUCGGUGACGACGACGUCGCGACGGCGAUGUCGACGUUUCUGCGGCGCGUGGCCGAGGACGGCGAUUGGUUGUCGCGCGUCGCCGUCGUCGCCGUCGCGGAGGGACUGUACCUGAGCUGGGGACUGCGCGUCGUCGACGACGACGUGCGAAAAGUCGCGAGCGGGCUCGUCGACCGCGCGAGCGCGGAGCGCGCGUUAUACGCCAAGUGGGUGUGGCCGCUUCACUCGAGCGAAGAAUUUCAACGCGCGGUGUGCGCCUUCGUGGAGGCGUUUAACGACGCGUGGCGCGACGCCGACGACGACUCCAAAACGCGCUGCGAAGCCGUCGUGCGAGAGAUGCUAGAUUUAGAGCGCGCGUUCACCGAGUUGUUAUCGUCAUCGUAG
Ostreococcus lucimarinus CCE9901 is the source of this 780-nucleotide messenger RNA. RefSeq lists its product with no specific name. The transcript has a single exon. Bases 1 to 780 code for a protein of 259 amino acids. NCBI's taxonomy places the organism in Eukaryota, Viridiplantae, Chlorophyta, Mamiellophyceae, Mamiellales, Bathycoccaceae. The record is from RefSeq and is a predicted model, not a curated record.